AUGAACAAAUCUAGAAUUUUAUUGCUCAUAGCGCUAACUCUAGCUCUUGCAGCCAGUGUUGAAAUCAAUAAAAAUCUAGCUUAGGCAGAGUCUUCAGUUUAAUAAGAAGAGGCUUUAAAUGAGGCGAUGGCCUACUAAGCUGGUGGUAGACUUAACCUUAAUUAUCUCUACAGAAUAUGGCAAUAGAGAGUUUUGAAUUACAUAAGAUAUAAUGGUCUUUAUCUAGGAAACAGAUGGGUCAUUCGUGAGGAAGGCACUGGAAGUUAUGAAGCUCUAGUUUUCAGAGAUUAUAGAUCUGGAGGUGACAAGAGAUACGCAAUGUUCAAAAACUUAUAUGUUGACCUUUAUUGA
Molecule: messenger RNA, 351 nt
Organism: Stylonychia lemnae
Lineage: Eukaryota; Ciliophora; Spirotrichea; Sporadotrichida; Oxytrichidae
Source: the annotation of a GenBank genome assembly